UUUGAGCGCACAAACAGAUGAUUUGACAUUUCAAAGUUUUAUUGCAUCGAAACAUAUUUUAUUUGUUGUCCAAGUGUUGUUUGCGGCAGAAAUUUCCCAUAGUCUACUUUGAUCGAAUAAAUUUCUAUUGUAAGGUUGUUGGAAUUUACCCAAAGUCUAAAAAUCGAGUUGAAAUGUCGAAAAAACGGCGUCGAGUGCAUAUUGAAGAGGAAUUACCGCUGCAUGCCAUGGACGAGUAUGUGGAUGAGGCAAUACAAAUUAAAAUGGAACCAAUCGACAAUGGCUAUGAACACGAGUCGAUGGAGUUUAUUCCAACCAAAACUGUCGUAUACACCGAAAAUGAUGGAAAUAGGGCAGCCAUUGAAGCCGAAAUCGGUUUGGAAUCACAGUUAGAGUUCAUUAAAAGUGAAGUUGAUGUGGACGAUGUAACCAUGAUGGAAUUCCGUGAAGAGAUGAGACGAAUUUCAUACGAUACGACCAAUGACUUAAUAAACCAAAAGCAACCAACCAAGAAGAGAAAGAGGGAAGUGGAACAAAAGAGCAAGGAUAAAAAGAAAGCAACGAAAGUCACGAAGAAGGUGGAAAAAAAGGAGAAAACCACGGGAGUCACCAAUAAAAAGUCUGAAAAUGUUGAACUGCAGCCAUUGGAAAUUGUGGUAAAUAAAGUGAAAAUGGCCAAAUGUCGCUUUUGUGAUUUUCAAUCAACGUCAAGAAAUCGAUCUAUUGUCAAAGAGCACAUGAGACUACAUACUGGUGUCACCCCAUAUGCGUGCACCCACCGGACUUGUUCACAAAAGUUUAUCACUCGCAAUUUGCUUGUGCAUCACAUGCAACGCGAUCAUCCAACGAAGAAAAGAUAUAAAUGCCCAUUGUGUCGCAUGUGGUUUUUCAGCAAGAAAGACAUUGAAUCACAUGAAUUGAAAUGUGUGAAACGGCGCAGCUUCGAAUGCCACUUGUGUAAACACCAAAUGAAACGGUUGUACAUGUACAAGGUGACGGAGCAUAUGAGAAAGGAGCACACAGGUGAAAAGGUAUUCCAGUGCGAGCAUUGCGACGAAACGUUUCUAACCAAAGGCAGCCUCAGGUGUCACGAAAAACAUCAUCCAGGCGUUGUACCAUUCAAAUGUUCCAUUUGCAAUGGCAGAUUUGUAACGGAGGAAACGUUGCAGAAACACGAAAGCUAUUGCCUCACUCGACGUCGCUUCGAGUGUCAUAUAUGCCAAUACACGUAUGCAAAAUUGAGUUUCGAAGGAUUGAGUAUGCAUAUGCGAAAACAUACGGGAGAGAAGCCGUUCCAAUGUCAAUUUUGUGCCAAAUUUUUCCCAAGAAGCGAAGCGUUAGCCCAUCAUAUUCAACGGCAUCGUGAUUUGUUCAACUUUAAAUGCGCCCAGUGCCAUCGACGAUUAUUCAGCGCUGAAGACUUGACACAACACGAGAAUAAAUGCCGCAAACGACGGUAUGAGUGCCAUCUGUGUGGUUUUACAAAGUUUGGCCUCAGUUACAACAAAUUUCAUCGGCAUUUCGCAUUGAAACACGUUGGAGAAAAGUAUUAUCAAUGCAUGAGUUGUUCGAAAAGUUUUUCGUCAACAAAACUUUUAGCGCGUCACCUCACAGAAGACCAUCCUAAGUUGCUCGCACUCAUCUGUCCAAAUUGUAAUCGUCGACACACCAGCAGAGCCGCCAGAGAUUUGCAUCAAGCAACAUGUAUGAAACGUCGAAUUGAGUGCUACAUUUGCAAAAUGACUUGCAGAGAUGUGAAGUCAUUGCGUGGUCAUAUGGUGACCAAACACACCGGAGAAGCAAAGUUCCAGUGCCACCUUUGCCCGAAAAAGUAUUUGGUAGAAGCAAACUUUAAAAUUCACAUCAAGUCUCACACCAAAAUUGGACUGUUGAAAUGUGAUUACUGCAGCAAGGAGUUUUCGCACAUCAAGUACAAGAAGAAGCACGAGUUAAAAUGCAAAAAAGUCUACGAAUGCUGCCUAUGCAAAGAAAUAUUCCCAUCGUUUGCUAUUUUACAAGGAACUCAUAUGAGGACACAUCUCGGUGCGAAACCAUACAAAUGCACACUGUGCAGCAAACGAUUUGCCUCAAUUCGGACUCAUAAUUUGCAUGUCAUCGGAACACAUUUGCAUCAGUACAAAUUCAAGUGUAACGCUUGCAAUGAAACCAUUCGCCAGAACAAAGACGUUUUAAAACACCAGAAAUCAUGCUUGAAACCUAUCCGUCAAGCCGUCGGCAUAAUCUACUUCAAGUGCUCACUGUGUGGAUUGGGACUGGCUCGUGUACCGGAACUACGUCAACACAUCCUGAACUCUGAAUGCAUCAAACAUCCGAAGAAAAUUCGCAACAAAUAACAUAAACGAGAAUUGCUAUGUUUUUUACAUUUUUUUUCCAUCAUAAAUUAAUCAAAUACAAUCUCAAAUUUGAAAUCGAUGCUAAAAAGUUCGAAUUCGAUGUUAGGUAUGUUUAAAAACACAUUAACCCUCAACUGCAUGAAUUUUUCCUAGGACUGGGAGUACUGGUAUUUGGUUGAUUUUUGGCCAUAGAUAACGAAAAAAAUAUUCAUAAUCCUAGAUUUCCCAUCGUUUAGUCAGGAAAUGCGAUAGAAAUAAGUCAGAGAACAAUGAAAUCCAUUGUUUAAAAGUGUCAAAAAUAUGUCUAAUUUGGAAACCGAAUAAUUUAUUUUGUCAAAUUUUCGUUUUCGUGCACAUUUUUGUUUAUAACUCACCAAUCGUACGACAUAAACAAAUGACGCCAAAGACAAAAAUAAAGAAAAAACAUUGACAAAUAAAAAUUCCCCUUGAAGCAAUGUCAUCCGCCGUACGAUUCACAUUAUACAGGUGUUUAAAUGAUGCCCGCCAAAAGGCGGGCUUAUGCAGUUGAGGGUUAAAAAAGAACGAAAUAUUGUCGCGCUUAUGUGAAUUUAUAGGGAUUCGUUUGUUUUUACUUUGAUAAUUCUGACCGAGUAAACUCGCUGGAAAAUGACCAUUCGAACGCCAUUUUCAAAUGGAAAAUCGUCCAAAUCGCUGUUAUCUUCGUUUCAAAAGCGUUAAAUAAAUUCUGAUUAAAAGAAACUUCACAAA
This is a messenger RNA of Sitodiplosis mosellana (orange wheat blossom midge), 3083 nucleotides long. Its product is annotated as zinc finger protein 431-like. NCBI's taxonomy places the organism in Eukaryota, Metazoa, Arthropoda, Insecta, Diptera, Cecidomyiidae. The record is from RefSeq and is a predicted model, not a curated record. Bases 174 to 2354 code for a protein of 726 amino acids. The transcript is spliced from 2 exons.